This is a messenger RNA of Phaethon lepturus (White-tailed tropicbird), 1135 nucleotides long. Its product is annotated as metabotropic glutamate receptor 1-like. Gene Ontology annotation, biological process: G protein-coupled receptor signaling pathway. The record is from RefSeq and is a predicted model, not a curated record. Bases 72 to 836 code for a protein of 254 amino acids. Gene Ontology annotation, cellular component: membrane. The transcript has 2 exons. NCBI's taxonomy places the organism in Eukaryota, Metazoa, Chordata, Aves, Phaethontiformes, Phaethontidae.
UGAAUGUUUCUAAUGGAAAGUCUGUGUCAUGGUCUGAACCAGGUGGAAGACAAGGUCCCAAGGGGGAACACAUGUGGCACAGACUCUCAGUGCAUGUGAAGAGCCAGGAGACAGGGUGCAAUCAGACAGCGGUAAUCAAACCCCUCACUAAAAGCUACCAUGGCCAAAGCAAGAGCCUGACUUUUACCGACAUCAGCAGUAAGACUCUGUACAAUGUGGUGGAGGAAGAAGAUAGAGAGCCUGUUCGCCUCAACCAGCCCGGCAGCCCCUCCAUGGUGGUGCACAGGCGGGUGGCGACGACCCCCCCACUGCAGGCUACGGCAGAGGAGACCCAGCUCUUCUUGCCGGAGCAGCCCCCCAAGACGCUGCCCCUGCAGCCGCGGUCUCUCAUGGACCAGCUGCAAGGAGUCGUCAACAAGUUUGCCACCGGCAUCCCCGAUUUCAACGCUGUCCUCCCCGCGCCCGGCUUGGGGAAUGGCGUGCGGCCCCCCUACCAGCCACCGCAGCAGCCACCCCUGCCGCCUGUCCAGGUGGCUGCCUUCAGCGAGGAGACCCUGUCUCCCCCAGCUGAGGAAGCAGAGAGCGAGAAGCUGAAGCUCAUUCAGGGAUAUGUCUAUGAGAAGAACCCAGAGGAGGAGGAGGAGCCAGCAACCAGCAAGCUCACCCUGGAAGACUCUCCGGCGUUGACGCCCCCGUCCCCUUUCCGGGAUUCAGUGGCUUCAGGCAGCUCUGUGCCCAGCUCCCCUGUCUCGGAGUCAGUCCUCUGCACCCCCCCAGAUGUGACCUAUGCCUCUGUCAUCCUGAGGGAUUAUAAGCAAAGCUCGUCCACCCUGUAGACUCUGCAAGAGACAAGACAAGAAGGACUUUAGCAGAUGCCUGCUGGGAGGUCCUGGGGAGACAAGUCUCCUGGGGCUGGGCGGAGAGAGAGCAGAGAACAAAGUCACAUAUGACAGGGCAAAAACUUCAUCCUGCACUUAAAUAAACCAAUAAAAGGAAAGAAAAAGAAAAAAAAAAUCCAUUCUGAGGGCUCAAAAUUCUCUAGCUGUUAAAAAUAAAAAUAUUGUACUUUGAGAAAAUGUUAGGAAACCAUAACAAAGCACAAACCCAAGAGACAACUUCUAUAGCAAAAAAAUGA